GAUAGCAGCAAUCACUGAAGUUCAUCCAGCUUCUCCAAUUUCUCUUGCCUUUGGGACUUAAACACUCGCCAGCAAAAAGCAGCAAUGGCGGCGGCAAGAGUGAUGGUUUCAGCCAGCAACACUGUAACAGCUUCGCUUCUGUCGAAAGGUCCAUUACGAAGGCCCAAUAGUUUCAGUCUUUGCUGCAGAAACGGACCUGUGCAAAAGAGGCGUCUUUUCACUUGCAGCGCUAUCUACAAUCCCCAACUUCAGACCAAAGAAGAAGGACACCCCGAAACCCUAGAUUACCGUGUCUUUCUAGAGGACAAUUCCGGCAAAAAGAUAUCCCCCUGGCAUGACAUUCCGCUACAUUUGGGUGAUGGUGUUUUCAAUUUUGUUGUUGAAAUCCCCAAAGAAUCAAGUGCAAAAAUGGAAGUUGCUACAGAUGAGCAACACACUCCUAUUAAACAAGACACAAAGAAGGGAAAACUUCGAUACUAUCCGUAUAACAUUCACUGGAACUAUGGAUUGCUUCCUCAAACAUGGGAAGAUCCCUCUUUUGCAAACUCUGAAGUUGAGGGGGCAUUUGGAGAUAAUGACCCUGUUGAUGUUGUUGAGAUUGGAGACAGCCGUGGCAAAAUUGGCCAGGUUCUGAAGGUCAAACCUUUAGCUGCUCUGGCAAUGAUUGAUGAAGGAGAACUUGACUGGAAAAUAGUUGCUAUUUCACUAGAUGAUCCAAGAGCUUCACUUGUUAAUGAUGUUGAUGAUGUAGAGAAACAUUUUCCGGGCACUCUCACAGCAAUCAGGGACUGGUUUAGAGACUAUAAGAUACCUGAUGGAAAACCUGCCAAUAGGUUUGCUCUUGGCAACAAGCCAGCAAACAAGGAUUACGCUCUUAAGGUUAUUACGGAAACCAAUGAAUCUUGGGCAAAGCUUGUCAAGAGAUCUAUCCCUGCUGGUGAGCUUUCACUUGUAUAGAUGCCAAUUGAUAGAGCUUGAGCCAGCUAGUUUUCCUGCUUGUAACCUAAACUGGACGUGGAAAAUCGCCCCAGGAUUAUGCUCUUUGCUUCUGAGGUGGAAGUCAAUUCAUAUUCUUAAGACGGUUUUUUUGUUAAAAAUGUUACUGUUUUUCUACAUCAUCAUCCAUAAUUUUAUUCAGGCUGUAGUGUUUUUAAAUUUUAUCCAGGAUGAAAACAGGUGUACUGACUACUGAUAAAUGAAUUGAUCUUCAUUCUCCAA
Messenger RNA from Nicotiana tabacum (common tobacco), 1218 nucleotides. Its product is annotated as soluble inorganic pyrophosphatase 6, chloroplastic. Gene Ontology annotation, biological process: phosphate-containing compound metabolic process. The record is from RefSeq and is a predicted model, not a curated record. Lineage: Eukaryota; Viridiplantae; Streptophyta; Magnoliopsida; Solanales; Solanaceae. Gene Ontology annotation, molecular function: magnesium ion binding; inorganic diphosphate phosphatase activity. Gene Ontology annotation, cellular component: cytoplasm.